Gavia stellata (red-throated loon) is the source of this 1470-nucleotide messenger RNA. RefSeq names its product zinc finger DHHC-type palmitoyltransferase 18 (gene ZDHHC18). Gene Ontology annotation, biological process: peptidyl-L-cysteine S-palmitoylation; protein targeting to membrane. Gene Ontology annotation, cellular component: endoplasmic reticulum; Golgi apparatus. Gene Ontology annotation, molecular function: protein-cysteine S-palmitoyltransferase activity. NCBI's taxonomy places the organism in Eukaryota, Metazoa, Chordata, Aves, Gaviiformes, Gaviidae. The transcript has 8 exons. Bases 1 to 1089 code for a protein of 362 amino acids. The record is from RefSeq and is a predicted model, not a curated record.
AUGAAGGACUGCGAGUACCGGCAGAUCCCGCCCGGGGUAGCGGUGCCGGCGGCAGCGGGUACAGUCGUUUCGCCCCCUCCGCCACCCGCCGGCCCGGAGAGGCCCGGUGCGGCCCGGCGGCCCCGGCGGAAGUGGGAGGUGUUCCCGGGCCGCAACCGCUUCUACUGCGGCGGCCGCCUCAUGCUGGCGCGGCACAGCGGCGUCUUCGCCCUCACCCUCGGCCUCAUCCUGGCCACCAGCGGCCUCUUCUUCGCCUUCGACUGCCCCUUCCUUGCCAGUCACCUCACCUUGGCCAUCCCCAUCAUUGCAGCCGUCCUCUUCUUCUUUGUCAUCAGCUGCCUGCUCCAGACAAGCUUCAGAGACCCAGGUAUCCUGCCCAGAGCCACCCCAAGUGAGGCCGCAGACCUGGAAAAGCGGAUCGACAGCAUGGGUACCUCUACCUAUCGCCCGCCGGCCCGCACGAUGGAAGUGGUCAUAAACAAGUACGUGGUGAAACUCAAGUACUGCUACACCUGCAAAAUGUUCCGUCCUCCACGCACCUCUCACUGCAGUGUCUGCGACAACUGUGUCGAGAGGUUUGAUCACCACUGCCCCUGGGUGGGCAACUGCGUGGGGAAGCGCAACUAUCGCUACUUCUAUGCCUUCAUCCUCUCCCUCUCCUUCCUGACAGCCUUCAUCUUCGCUUGCGUCGUCACCCACCUCACUCUGCGCUCUCAGAGAGAUGGAUUCCUCACCACUCUGAAGACGACACCUGCAAGUGUGCUGGAGCUGGUGAUUUGUUUUUUCUCAGUCUGGUCUAUUUUGGGCCUCUCAGGUUUUCACACUUAUUUAGUCGCCUCCAACCUGACGACGAACGAAGAUAUCAAAGGGUCCUGGUCAAAUAAGAGGGGCUCAGAGUUUGCCAAUCCCUACAGCCAUAAAAGUAUCCUCACAAACUGCUGUGCGGUGCUGUGUGGACCAUUCCAUCCCAGUUUGAUAGACAGAAGAGGAUUUAUCCAGCCAGAUGCCGGGACCCCGUCCAGUCCUAAGAGCGAAAUCCCUUCCUUUGGAGCCAAAACUGACACCAGCAUGGUAGGAGGCAUUCCCUAGCAGUGCUGUGAUGUAGCCCAGUGCCUGCUGUGCCUGCACCGUGCUCCAGCCAGUACCUUCCCCUCUUACCAUCUCCCCAGCCUCAGGCGGGACAGCCCUGUGAUGCAGAGCUGCCAAAGACUCAGUCGAGCCAUACCUUGCCUUUUUUUUUAAAUCUAUUUAUUAUUUUUUGUUUAUUUGUUUCACUGUGAUGUGGCCUAUCUGGACUUUGGACUGAUAGACCCCAACAGCAUGCAAGACCCUCAGACUGGUGCAGAAAGCAGGGGGUCCCUGCUGCACCUGGGAAGCAAACAGGUCUGGGGAGCCACCAGACCUCUGAGCCCCGAGUGUCGGCUCCAGGGGGUCACCAUGUUUCCUGCCGGGAGUAAUGAGAUGGGCCAA